AUGGAUGAAAAUGAAAAUAUUGUUUCAAUAUUGGAAUCAACAGCAACAACAACAUUAAGUAAUACCGAUACUAACAUAUCAACAACAACAGCUGGUAGAACAAUCACAACUACCAUGGUUCCACCAAAUUUAUUGAUAAAUCCAGGUGCUGAAUCAGGAUCACUUCUUGGUUGGAAUCAAACUGGUUCUUCUCCUGCCAUUGUUGAUUCAAAUGGACAAUUCAAUGAAAAUUAUUAUCCACAUACUGGAAAUUUUUGCUUUGCAGGGGGAUACGGACCUGAUUCGCCAUCAAGAUUAACUCAAAAUGUUAAACUAUUGGGUGGUGUACAAGGUUUUACGGCAAGUCAACUUGAUGCUGGUUCUCUUAGAGCGGAACUAAGUUUUUACUAUCAAACUUGGUAUAACAUAUUGCUCCCUUAUGAUCUAGUUCAAGUUAGUUUAACAUUUCGAUCAUCUGCUUCUAUAUUGAGCACAGCGGAUUCUGAAGAAAAAACUUGCACGACGUCCAAUCCAGGAUGGUGUCGUCUCAUCAAUACGUUCCCAUUACCCAGAAAUGUACGAAGUAUUGAUUAUACGAUGACAUUUAUUCGUAAAGAUGUUGUAGGCAGCAAUAUAGACUGCUAUGUUGAUGACAAUUCAUUGAGAAUUAUAUAACUAUUUUUCUUUUCUUCUAAACUGAGACAAUUAUAUUGAUCAAUGCAUUGUUUUCUCAUAUAUACUUUCUGCAACAUUUUUUCAAUAGACUAUCAUUAACAGUCAUGUUAGACACUUUUAAGAAACGAUUUACCCAAAAUAAAACAUCACUUAAAUCGAUGGAUUCUUUAGUAUUGAAAGAAAAUGAAACGCUUUCUCCAGUUGUUUCUCAAAAUGAUGGUAAUAACUUUACUUUCAACUGACAGGUAUUAUAAUUAAUAUAAGUUUUUCAUGCUUUUUAAUUCUCUUCCUGAUUAAUUUAUUAUAAAAAUAAAGAAUUUUUUUUUCCUUCGUUUUCUUCUCUUUUACGCUUGUGACGUUUCGUUGUUGAAAACAACUUCGUCAGACGAUGUUAAAAUGAACGCACAUACAACUUGAAACAAAAUAUAUAGAUA
Rotaria sp. Silwood1 is the source of this 1088-nucleotide messenger RNA. The record is from the annotation of a GenBank genome assembly. Lineage: Eukaryota; Metazoa; Rotifera; Eurotatoria; Philodinida; Philodinidae.